Capsella rubella is the source of this 1489-nucleotide messenger RNA. RefSeq names its product ethylene-responsive transcription factor ERF061. Gene Ontology annotation, molecular function: DNA binding; DNA-binding transcription factor activity. Bases 173 to 1180 code for a protein of 335 amino acids. The record is from RefSeq and is a predicted model, not a curated record. Gene Ontology annotation, biological process: regulation of DNA-templated transcription. Lineage: Eukaryota; Viridiplantae; Streptophyta; Magnoliopsida; Brassicales; Brassicaceae. The transcript has a single exon.
AUCUUAUAACCAAAAAAAAAAAACAAAUUCUACUUUUCUUUCAAAAACCAAUCUCUCGUUAUCUCAAUCAUACUCUUCUUCAAUCCACCGUCCUCUGUUUCAAGCUUCUUUUGCUCUAAUCAAACACAAUUCUUAGGGUUUCUUAUCAUCCAAGAAACGCCGAGUUGUGAAAAUGGAAGAAAGCAAUGAUCUUUAUCAGACCAAUUUCAGUCCAAGAAUCUCGGAGAUCAGAGCAUCUCUGUCUCAGAUCAUAUUAGCAGGAGGACCAAACACACUCGACUCAAUCUUCUCACUUCUCACGCCUUCCUCUGUAGAAUCCGCCACAACAUCUUUCAACACUCUCAAUCCUCCGCCACCGCCGCAGCUCGGCUCCUCCGUCUAUCUCCGGCAACGAGAUAUCAUCGAGAAGUUCCACCUUCAAAACAGAGCAAUCUCAUCCACUCCUCCUCUGUUUUCCUCAUCGUUCGAUCAUCGUCAAACUUCGGAGCUAAUGCUCCAAGCUGCGGCCGAGACUCCAGCCGGGGCUUUCGCAGCUGCGUUAGCUGCUGGGAGGACGACGAAAAAGAAGAAACUUUACAGAGGAGUGAGGCAGAGACAUUGGGGGAAAUGGGUCGCGGAGAUAAGACUGCCGCAAAACAGAAUGAGGGUUUGGUUAGGAACUUACGACACGGCCGAAGCCGCCGCUUACGCUUACGAUCGCGCCGCCUAUAAGCUCCGUGGAGAGUACGCUCGUCUCAAUUUCCCGAAUCUCAAAGACCCGAGUGAGCUGCUCGGACUCGGUGACUCCUCCAAGCUACUAGCUCUCAAGAACGCCGUCGACGGGAAGAUCCAAUCCAUUUGCCAGAGAGUCAGGAAAGAGAGAGCAAAAAAGAGCGGCAAAGUGAGCAAGAACUCGUCGGAUUCUUCAUAUUCUUCGUCACCGGAGAUUAUAUCGUCGUCUCCGGCGACGAUGACUACGACUGCGGUCAACUCAGAGGAAAGUUUUUGGGUUUCGCAGAUGGCGUUGUGUAACAGUGAGAAUAGUUCUCCGGCAUCGGUUUCAGUCUCCGAUGAAAUUCCGGCAACGGCGGCAAUGACGGAGGAGGAAGACGCAAUGAUGGGAGUGGACACAGAUGGGUUUUUGCUAGCGAGGAUGCCAUCGUUCGAUCCAGAGCUUAUUUGGCAAGUUCUCGCCAAUUAAAAACUAAACUGUGAAUUUUUUGAUCAAAAACUGCAACUAUGGAAAGAAAAUGAUGACAAAGUUAGGGUUUUAGGCUGUGGGAUUUAGGGUUUAAAGAUGUUAAAAUCGUGGGAAAGUUUUUAAAUAAGAUAUAUAAUUAGGGUUUUUAAAAGAAAAUUAAAAUCUGAAGCCUCGUGGUUUUUGAAAGAGGUUGUGAAAGCUCCUUUUUUUCUUUUCUAUUUUCAUCAUCCAAGGACUUUCUAUUCUGAUUGUACUUAGAAACACUUUAUAAUGUUUACAGUUUUAUUAUAAUAAAAUUAUUAUGAUUUG